AUGAAAGCUGCACGCACGCUUGCACGGAAGCGGCCAUCGAAGAUCGAUGGUGCAACCAAGAAGAUCAAGUACGACGCAUCGGACGACCGAGACGAGACGACGUCACUCCCAACUGUAUUGAAACAGAAAACGUCUAGAACAGCGACAGUAGAGGUGUUGGUGGAGUUGGCGUCCUCGUCAACACGAGUAUGGCGAACAUCGACUCUGAACAACAGACCCGAAUCGGACGUCGCGGAUGAGAAAUGUGGUCCCACACCGGCUGACUAUCUCGUCGCUUACGCUCCAACAUCAAGCUACGAAGAAGAAGAAGUCGAAGCUUUCUAUAUGGACCGGAGAAGUUCACCGAGAAGAUCAUGCCUUUACAAGGUCAUAAUUGGCGACUUCAACGCCAAAGUUGGCCCAAGAAGAACGCCGGAGGAACUUCACCGGGACCCACGGCCUACAAUGGAAACCAGGGAGAGGCUUCCGAGUUCACAUGACGACAAGACCAUCCAGGGAACUGCAAUUCCAGAAGCCCUCCCACGCGGACGUGGAGUCACCCGGUGGAGGGUACCAAGAGAUAGACCACAUCAUCGUCAAUAA
This is a messenger RNA of Necator americanus (New World hookworm), 582 nucleotides long. RefSeq lists its product as uncharacterized. The transcript is spliced from 2 exons. NCBI's taxonomy places the organism in Eukaryota, Metazoa, Nematoda, Chromadorea, Rhabditida, Ancylostomatidae. Bases 1 to 582 code for a protein of 193 amino acids. The record is from RefSeq and is a predicted model, not a curated record.